AUGGGCGGGCGCGCGGGGGGCGGCGCGGCUACAUGUUGCGGUGCAGCCAACGUGGGCCCGCGGCGAGCGGAGCGGCGGGGCCGGGACGGGGCGCGGGGUCCCGCGGGAGUGCCGAGCGGGCGGCGGGCCGGAACCGGAGCCGGGCGGCAGCGGCAGCCGAGAGAAAGCGCUCGCGGCGGCGGCAGCGGAGGGACCGCGGAUCCGCGUGCCUGCGCGGCGGAUGCCCUGAGCGCCCCGCGGGGCCGGCGGCCGAGGCGAUGGCGCGGGUGGCGGAGCUGCGCUGAGCGCUCGGGGCGCCUCCAGCCGGGACCGCGUUCCGCUCCGCUUCGGACCUUCGCCGGUGCCGGAUACAAAAUGGCGGUGGUGCCGUCGCGGGGCGGCGGAGGCUCCGCGCUGCCGCUGCUGCUGGCGGUGCUGCUGGGCUCGGCCGCCGCCUGCCCCGACGGCUGCGUCUGCGACGGGGAGCGGCUACGCUGCGGCGGGCUGGGGCUGCCCGAGGUGCCCCGGGAGCUGCCCCACGGGCUGCGGCACGUAAACCUGAGCUACAAUAAGUUGACCGAGAUUGAUCCUUCUGCCUUUGCAGAGCUGUUGAACCUGCAGGAAGUGCAACUGAACAACAAUGAACUGACUGCCAUUCCCUCCCUGGGACCUGCUGCUUCCAACGUCCGUGCCCUCCACCUGCAUCACAACAGGAUACGCAGCAUUGAAGCAAGUCAACUGAAGCCCUACGUUGCCCUGGAAACAUUGGACCUGAGUUUCAAUGACAUCACGGAAAUCCGAAACGGCUGCUUUCCACAGGGACUUCACAUAAAGGAGCUCUACCUGGGGAGCAACAGAAUCAGCACCCUGGAGCCUGGUGCUUUUGAUAGUCUGUCACGGUCCCUGCUAACACUUCGUCUGAGUAAAAACAGGAUCACUCAGCUUCCUGUCAAGGCAUUCAGGCUGCCCAGGCUGACACAACUGGAGCUGAACCGGAAUCGCAUCCGCCUGAUUGAAGGCCUGACGUUCCAGGGACUGGACAGCCUGGAAGUCCUGAAACUCCAGCGCAACAACAUCAGCAAACUGACUGAUGGAGCUUUCUGGGGGCUGGCCAAGAUGCAAGUUCUGCACCUGGAUUAUAACAGCCUGACAGAAGUAAACAGUGGCUCACUCUAUGGCCUUUCAUCUCUCCACCAGCUUCACCUCAGUAACAACUCUAUAUCCCGCAUCAACCCUGAUGGCUGGAGCUUCUGUCAGAAGCUGCAUGAGCUAAUACUCUCUUACAACAACCUCACCAGGCUGGAUGAGGGAAGCUUGGCAGACCUCGGAGGGCUGCAUGUACUACGGCUGAGCCACAAUUCCAUCAAUCAUAUUGCAGAAGGUGCCUUCAAGGGACUCAAAAACUUGCGUGUUCUGGAACUGGACCACAAUGACAUCUCAGGCACAAUAGAGGACACCAGCGGAGCCUUUACAGGCCUAGAAAAUCUGAGCAAGCUAACUCUGUUUGGAAACAAGAUCAAGUCGGUGGCCAAGAAAGCGUUCUCAGGGUUGGAGGCCCUGGAGCACCUGAACCUUGGAGAUAAUGCCAUCCGCUCAAUCCAAGCAGAUGCUUUUGCUAAGAUGAAGAGCCUGCGGCAGCUCCACAUCAACAGCGACAGCUUCCUCUGUGACUGCCAGCUGAAAUGGUUGCCCCCCUGGUUAGUGGAGAAAGAGCUGCAGUCCUUCGUGGUGGCCACCUGCGCCCAUCCUGAGUCGCUAAAGAGCAAAAGCAUUUUUGCUGUUCUGCCAGAAAGUUUUGUGUGUGAUGAUUUUCCCAAGCCUCAGAUCAUCAUCCAGCCAGAGACCACAGUGGCCGUCCUUGGGAAGGACAUCCGUUUCACAUGCUCAGCUGCCAGCAGCAGCAGCUCCCCCAUGAUGUUUGCGUGGAAGAAAGACAACGAAGUGCUGCAUAAUGCUGAGAUUGAGAACUUUGCCCACGUGCGGGCGAAGGAUGGUGAGGUGAUGGAGUACACCACCAUUCUGCACCUCCGCCACGUCACCUUCGCCCACGAGGGCCGAUACCAGUGUAUCAUCACCAACCACUUUGGCUCUACCUACUCCAACAAGGCUCGACUCACUGUUAAUGUGUUGCCCUCAUUUAUCAAAACUCCACACGACAUCACCAGCCGGACAGGGACAACAGCACGGCUGGAGUGUGCAGCUGAAGGACACCCCACCCCACAAAUUGCCUGGCAGAAAGAUGGGGGCACGGACUUCCCUGCAGCUCGGGAACGCCGCAUGCACGUCAUGCCUGAUGACGAUGUCUUCUUCAUUACGGAUGUGAAGAUAGAAGAUAUGGGUGUCUACAGCUGCACAGCACAGAACUCUGCAGGGUCUGUGCUUGCAAAUGCCACCCUGACUGUACUGGAGACACCAUCUUUGAUUCACCCACUGGAAGACCACGUAGUGUCUGUAGGUGAGACUGUGGCUCUUCAGUGCAAAGCCACGGGGAGCCCACCUCCCCGCAUUACCUGGCUGAAAGGAGACCAGCCCCUGAUUGUGACAGAAAGGCAUCACUUCACCUCUGGCAACCAGCUCCUCAUCGUUAGGAAUGUUGUCUUGGAAGAUGCUGGGAAGUACACUUGUGAAAUGUCCAACACCCUGGGGACAGAGCGUGCGCACAGCCACGUGAGCAUCUUACAGUCUCUUGGCUGUAGAAAGGACCGUACCACUGUGGGGAUCAUCACCAUUGCUGUGGUGUGUAGCAUCGUGCUGACUUCACUGGUCUGGGUCUGCAUCAUCUACCAAACCAGAAAGAAGAGUGAGGAAUACAGUGUCACCAACACAGAUGAGACUAUUGUGCCUCCAGACGUGCCGAGCUACUUGUCCUCACAAGGGACUCUUUCUGACCGGCAGGAAGCGGUUGUCAGAGGAGACAACCAACAGCCUAAUGGACACAUAGACAGCAAUGGUAUGUGUCAGACUGAUGCUGGAAGGUGUCCAGAUGUUGAAGCUCCCACUGUAGGUUGCAGACAGCCAAAGCUGUGUAUUGGCUAUAAUAAAGACACUUGGAAAACUGAAGACACGGCUGACGGAAUGCUCGUUCCAGAUAAGACAGGCUAUGGCCUGCCCGUGGUGUGCACAGACUGCAGCGGCAGCACAGACAGCAUGAACAUCCACAUCUAUCCUGGUGAGUCGGAGUACUACGCUGAGGGCCUUCAGACUCUGGAUGGUUCCUACCACAAUGCACUGAGCAGCAAGGAACGGAGCAGGAAGAGGGGUGCAGGCACCACCAGCCUUCUUCAUCCACAGCAGUGCAACGGGAUUGCCAGCAGCAAGAGGAUGGAAGCUGAUGGGACCCUCUACCCCAGCAACCACGACAGAAUAACGGCUGUGAGCACAACCAGCCCUCUGCUUGCAGACCAACAUGGCUCUUCGCAAUCAGGAGCAAAGCCUUCAGAGCUUAACAACCUGAACUUGGUGAGAGCUUCACCGGCAGGAGGGUCACUAAAGCAACUGAACGUGCUUCCUGAAAUUCCCCCAACACUACUGGAUCUGCAGAGUGAAGCAGAAGCAAAACAGGCCCUCCUGGCCAAUGGCUUCACACCCAAGUCGUGCGACUCCAGUCAUGCGUUUAAGCCCUCGAGCAGAUCAACAGACUGAGAGGACAGACUGCCAUGUGCAAAGUAACAAACAUGCUAUUAUUAUUAUUAUUUUUUGCACAGAGUAUAUAGGCUACUUACUUCUACCUCAAAUCUUGAACUGAUGACCUGUCAAAGGCAAAACAGCUGAGGUAUGAGAAACAAGCUUGUAUGGGGAACAAA
Messenger RNA from Phasianus colchicus (ring-necked pheasant), 3782 nucleotides. It is a transcript of the gene LRIG1, whose product is annotated as leucine rich repeats and immunoglobulin like domains 1. NCBI's taxonomy places the organism in Eukaryota, Metazoa, Chordata, Aves, Galliformes, Phasianidae. Gene Ontology annotation, molecular function: protein binding. The record is from RefSeq and is a predicted model, not a curated record.